CUUAUUUCUCUUAUUCUUAUUGUACUAGCAUCACUCGGGGGGUUGCCGUUCAUCACGUACAAAAUUAUUAGCCUUUAUUCUUUUCAGAAUGUCACUUCUAUCCUGAACUUGCAUCUGGAGCGUCCAUUUCAGUCCAGUGGUGGGUCCUACCUACCUUCAACGGUCUGGAUCAACUGGGACUAGAUGCUCGUUUUCGCUCUUGAUUUCUCCGCUGGCACCGAAUACUUCCCCAAAUCAUAUGUAAUGGUUAAUGAGCGAUGCUACUUCUCUCUUUCUUGUCCUAAAUUAUAGAGAAAAGUUAUGAUCGUCGUAUCAGCAAGUCCGAGUUUUGGCUUAAUCCCCACGCGGCCAGCAAACAGGCACUCUCCUUUUUGGCGUAAAGUGGUCUCGUUGAACCGAGUUUCGAAUCAGAGGGCGUCUGAUUGGAGAGCGUGUGAGCUUUUUGAUUUGUGUAAAGAAGUAGUGCCAUACGGGAACGCGUGGGAUUGGCAAAAAGAGAUUGUUAGAGAGAAAAAGGCCUUAAUUGAAAGGAAUGAAGAGUGUCCAGAUACACUGAUUGUUUUACAGCAUCGUCCUGUAUAUACAUUAGGUGCAGGCAGUUCUGUUGGGUUCUUGAAUUUUGAUGUAAACGAUGCUCCUUUCGAGGUUUAUCGAAUUGAACGAGGAGGAGAAGUCACAUAUCAUGGGCCUGGUCAGGUAGUUAUGUACCCAAUUAUCAAUCUCCGAAAUCAUAAGAUGGAUCUCCAUUGGUACCUCAGGACACUUGAGGAAGUGGUCAUUCGUGUUCUUUCAUCAACAUUUUCUAUCCAGGCUUCUCGCAUUGAAGGUUUAACUGGAGUUUGGGCUGGAGAUCAGAAAUUGGCUGCAAUUGGGGUAAAAGUAUCCCGCUGGAUAACAUAUCACGGUUUGGCGCUAAACGUCACCACAGAUUUGGAACCUUUCAACUGGAUAGUCCCUUGUGGGAUCAGGAACCGAAAAGUUGGAAGCAUCAAGGGAUUGCUACAAAAAGUUCAGUCUUGUAAUGGACGUCAUACUAUAGAUAUGCCUCAACUUGAUGAUCUCAAGCUCAUUGAUAUUACUUGCAAGUCUCUGAUUAGAGAGUUUUCUGAAGUCUUUCAGCUUAAAAUCUGUCAUAAAACCACGUCUGAUGUGGAGUUUAUGGAGAAGAAACCAGAAAAAGCUUAUUUGGUGGAAAAUAAUUUUUUGAAAUAAGGAGUGAACAAACCAAGGAUAUAUCCAAACAAUUUUUUUUUGAAGUCCAAAGCAAUCGUUUCAUGGGCGUAUUUCUUGAGGGAAUCGAGUUGAUUAUAGAAACAUGGAGUUCAACUACUAGAAAACUUAUCAGUGAUUAAAGAAAGAUACUUAUCUAAUUUAUUAAUGAAUAUUACUCUAAUUUUUUUGUUUUAUUUAUUAUUUAAUCUUGUAUUCUCACCCUGUAUAGUUCAAGAAUGGCAUAGCUUCAUUGAAUGUACAAAAAGGCAUUCCCUACGUAUGCCAGGAGUCCAGUCCGAAAUAAGAGCAAUAAAAUUAGCAUCUGAUUUUUUUUGUUUUCUAAA
Molecule: messenger RNA, 1556 nt
Organism: Ricinus communis (castor bean)
Lineage: Eukaryota; Viridiplantae; Streptophyta; Magnoliopsida; Malpighiales; Euphorbiaceae
Product: octanoyltransferase LIP2p, chloroplastic
Exons: 4
Coding region: 301-1212 (303 amino acids)
Biological process (GO): protein lipoylation
Cellular component (GO): mitochondrion
Molecular function (GO): lipoyl(octanoyl) transferase activity
Source: RefSeq, a predicted model, not a curated record